AUGGAACAAGUAAAAUCUGCACUCAAACUAGUUGAAACAAUCGUUACUGAGAACACGGAUAAUCUCAUUGCAGGCGAUUUAGAAGACAAAAGCAAUAAACAAAAUGCAUCAGAAUCGAAAAGCACAGAUCGUGAACAAAUGAAACUAGAAAAUACUCAAGGAAUCAUACAGAGAUUUUAUCAUCAUUUACAUUUUACCGUUGUUAAAGAUCGUGAUAUAGCUAGCAAAUAUGAUUAUUAUACAUCCACGGCUUAUACAGUUCGUGAUCAUCUUGUUGGUCGAUGGAUUCGUACAAAUCAAGAUCAUUUUAAAAAUGAUGAAAAGCGCGUCUAUUAUAUAUCUUUGGAAUUUCACAUGGGACGAGCAUUAUCAAAUUGUAUGAUUAAUUUAGGCAUUAAGAAUACUGUCGAUGAAGCUCUGUAUCAAAUGGGUUUGAAUGCUGAAGAAUUAGAAGAACUUGAAGCAGAUGCAGCACUAGGCAAUGGCGGUCUUGGACGAUUGGCUGCUUGUUUUCUCGAUAGUAUGGCUACAUUAGGACUUUCCGGAUAUGGUUAUGGUCUUCGAUAUGAUUAUGGUAUUUUUCAACAAAAAAUUACAAAUGGCUAUCAAGAUGAAUAUCCAGAUAAUUGGUUAAGAUUUUUAAAUCCAUGGGAAAUAGCUCGGCCAGAACAUCUUAUACCUGUUCGAUUCUAUGGUAAAGUUAUUAAUGAUGAAAAUGGAAAAAAGAAAUGGAUCGAUGCAGAAAUUGUUCAUGCUACGCCCUAUGAUACACCCAUACCGGGUUAUAAUAAUAAUGUAGUUAAUACAUUACGUUUAUGGUCAGCAAAAGCUCUAGGUGUAUUUAAUUUUCAAUUAUUUAACGCCGGUGAUUACAUUCGUGCUGUUGCUGACGAAAGUUUAACAGAAAACAUUACUCGAGUAUUAUAUCCAAAUGAUAAUUUUGAUGAAGGAAAAAUUCUUCGUUUAAAACAAGAAUAUUUUUUAGUAUCAGCAUCAUUACAAGAUAUUAUUCGACGUUUUAAAGAUUCAAAAUUAUUUUCAAUUUCAAAUAAAAAAAUUGAUUUUACAUAUUUUCAUGAAAAAACAGCUAUUCAAUUAAAUGAUACACAUCCAACAUUAACUAUUGCUGAAUUAAUGCGUUUAUUAAUUGAUGAAGAAAAUAUUGAAUGGAAUGAAGCAUUUGAUAUAACGAAAAAAGCUGUUGCUUAUACGAAUCAUACUCUAUUAUCUGAAGCACUUGAACGAUGGUCCAUUGAAAUGUUUAAAAAACUUUUACCACGACAUUUUGAAAUUAUUACAGAUAUUAAUUUACAUCAUUUGGAUGUAAGAAAACAUUGA
This is a messenger RNA of Rotaria sp. Silwood2, 1338 nucleotides long. Lineage: Eukaryota; Metazoa; Rotifera; Eurotatoria; Philodinida; Philodinidae. The record is from the annotation of a GenBank genome assembly.